AUGAGACUUGCCAUCUCCCCGCUCCUCGUUGCUGUCGCGUACCUCAUCUCAGCUCCUCCUUCGACAUUGGUAUCCGCCCUCCCCAUCCCUCACAACCACCACCACCACUCCCGGCGCAGUACGCCUUUCCGCUCACUCCGCGGCCUAACCACACUCGUAAACUCCUUCUCCAACGCGCAUACGUAUGCGCAACAUGCGCCGAAUAAAUACUUCCACGAAUCCACCUUCCACUCGCACUACGAUGGGCGCUUUGCGUCGGCCGAGGUGCCCGCGCUGGAACGCACGUGGCAUCUACGGCUGAUGCUCAAGGCGUACACGGAUACGAUGGAGCGGAUAGGCAUUCAGACGUGGAUUAUGCAUGGGUGUUUGCUGGGGUGGUGGUGGGGUGGUACGCUGAUGCCGUGGGAUAAGGAUUUGGACUUUUUGGUCGAGGAGGGGGGGAUUGCGGAGUUGGGGAGUUGGUGGAAUAUGACGGUUCAUGAAUUUAGUGCGGGGGAGUUGGGGGUUGGUAGUGGUGGUGGUGGCAUGAUGAAGGAGGAGGAGGAGGGAAGAAGGGGGGAUUGGAUACGUCGAGGGCGGUAUAAAGAUGAUUCAAGAAAGGAAGAUGAGGGAACGCGACAGAAACGUGAGACCUGGGAGGCUCAAGUGCGGAAAGAAGGGAAAAAAUACCUUUUGGAAGUUAACCCGAAUUACACAAAUACUUCGACGACGGAUAUCUAUAAUUUUAUAGAUGCGCGCUGGAUCGAUGUGUCGAAUGGUUUGUACAUCGAUAUCACAGCCCUCCACAUCGCACCUACCCAAUCCCCAGACACCUCACCGUCUUCCUCCUCCCCUUCAUCCCCAUCCCCAUCCCCGUCCACCCCCUCCACCGACGACACCCCAACACAACUCUACACAAAAGACACCCACGCCUACACCUCCACCCAACUCUUCCCCCUCCGUCACACCACCCUCGAAGGCGUCCCCAUCAAAGUGCCCUACGCCUACGAAGAGCUGUUGCUGGAAGAAUACGGCGAUGAGGCGCUGACGGAGAGUUGGUAUAAUGGGUUUGCGUUUGAGGGGGGGGUGUGGGUGCAGAGGGGGGUGAGGGAGGAGGAGAGGAAGUGGUUUUUGGGGAGGUGGGGGGAGGAUAGUGGCGGGAGAGGAAGGAGGGCGGGGAGUGGGAGGAUUGCUGUUGGCUGGGAAGAGAGGGGUGGGUAG
This is a messenger RNA of Pyrenophora tritici-repentis Pt-1C-BFP, 1200 nucleotides long. The record is from RefSeq and is a predicted model, not a curated record. NCBI's taxonomy places the organism in Eukaryota, Fungi, Ascomycota, Dothideomycetes, Pleosporales, Pleosporaceae.